CACAUGGCUGAGGGGGACGCAGGGAGCGACCAGAGGCAGAAUGAGGAAAUCGAAGCUAUGGCAGCCAUUUAUGGAGAGGAAUGGUGUGUUAUUGAUGACUGUGCCAAAAUAUUUUGUAUUAGAAUUAGCGACGAUAUAGAUGACCCUAAAUGGACACUUUGCUUGCAGGUGAUGCUACCAAAUGAAUACCCAGGUACAGCUCCACCUAUUUAUCAGUUGAAUGCUCCUUGGCUUAAAGGGCAAGAACGUGCGGAUUUAUCGAAUAGCCUUGAGGAAAUAUAUAUACAAAAUAUUGGUGAAAGUAUUCUUUACCUGUGGGUGGAAAAAAUAAGAGAUGUUCUAAUACAAAAAUCUCAGCUGACAGAACCAGGUCCAGAUGUAAAGAAGAAAACUGAAGAGGAAGAUGUUGAAUAUGAAGAGGAUGUCAUUUUAGCAUGCCAGCCAGAAAAUCCAGUUAAAGCAUUGGAUUUUGAUACCAGUGAGAAUCGAACAGAAAUUAAAAUAGAAGAAUUACCUCCAAUUGAUCACGGCAUUCCUAUUACAGACCGAAGAAGUACUUUUCAGGCACACUUGGCUCCAGUCGUUUGUCCCAAACAGGUAAAAAUGGUUCUUUCCAAAUUGUAUGAGAAUAAGAAGAUAGCUAGUGCCACCCACAACAUCUAUGCCUACAGAAUAUAUUGUGAGGAUAAACAGACCUUCUUGCAGGACUGUGAGGAUGAUGGGGAAACAGCAGCUGGUGGACGUCUUCUUCAUCUCAUGGAGAUUUUGAAUGUGAGGAAUGUCAUGGUGGUGGUGUCACGCUGGUAUGGAGGGAUUCUGCUGGGACCAGAUCGCUUUAAACAUAUCAACAACUGUGCCAGAAACAUACUAGUGGAGAAGAACUACACAAAUUCACCUGAGGAAUCAUCUAAGGCUUUGGGAAAGAACAAAAAAGUAAGAAAAGACAAGAAGAGGAGUGAACAUUAAUACCUGAAACUAUAAGAAAGGUUAAUUUGCCUAUAAUUAUAUACACAUUCCAUAGUCAUCAAGGGAUAUACAAAGAGAGUAUCCUUGACUGCUCGUCAGCCAGUUCAGCAUGGACACCAACAUUAUCUUUUCUUCUUUGGUUAUAUCAUCUGCCAAAAAUAGAGAACUUAUGAUAUAUUCAUGUGUGUUUCAGGCUUAUUUGGGAGAACUAAUUUGAAUUUAAUCACCACUUCAUCUAAUUUUAGGAAGGUAACAGUUGCCCAGGGCAGUAUCUGAAUUAACUGACCAUUUCAGUACAUGUCAAGUGCCUUUGUUAGGUGGGGAAGAAAUGUCUCUAGAGAAAUAUAAAUACCUGGUUUCUUGUCAUCGAGAUUCUUGUACUGUUAAACGAAUAUUGCCUUUUACUGCUCUUUAUGGCUUAUUGGAAUAG
Messenger RNA from Propithecus coquereli (Coquerel's sifaka), 1396 nucleotides. RefSeq names its product impact RWD domain protein (gene IMPACT). Lineage: Eukaryota; Metazoa; Chordata; Mammalia; Primates; Indriidae. Gene Ontology annotation, cellular component: cytoplasm. The record is from RefSeq and is a predicted model, not a curated record. The transcript has 12 exons. Gene Ontology annotation, molecular function: protein binding. Gene Ontology annotation, biological process: regulation of translational initiation. The coding region runs from base 4 to 966 and encodes 320 amino acids.